Messenger RNA from Auanema sp. JU1783, 897 nucleotides. Lineage: Eukaryota; Metazoa; Nematoda; Chromadorea; Rhabditida; Rhabditidae. The record is from the annotation of a GenBank genome assembly.
AUGACUUACAUCCCUGGAAAAGGAUGGGAUAUCCCAUCUUCGAAUAGCUUAGGAGGUUUUUUUGAAAAUAAAGUUCUCGCGACUACAACCUUAUUAGGGUGCUCUUUAGCAUCAGCUGCAGUUUAUUUUUAUUUUACAAGCUCGAAUAUCAAAUUAGGAUCAGGGAAACUUACCAUUCCUGGGUUGCACAACUUAGGCAACACGUGUUAUGCAAAUUCCUUGUUACAAGGCUUAGCGGGUUUACCUUCUGUUGUAAAAUGGCUCGAUUCUAUUGAUACGAAAGAGAGUGGAUUGCAGGGAGGAUUUUUAGAUGAGCUCAAAGACCUCAUAAUCAAAUUGAAUACUCGUUCUCAAUUUACAUUCAAUGCUGGUGGUAUCAGUUCUGCUUUGAUGAAACAUAAGUGGAACAUAGCUUUCGGAGCCGAGCAUGAUUUAUACGAACUUUUCAAUGUUUUCGUUUCUACUUGGGAAAAAGAACUAGGUUUAUUGAAAAAACGUUUGAUGGAUGUAUCUCUACUAGAUCUCAAUGAGUUAACUUCAUCAGACAGUCAAAGCUUGAACCCAAUUUCCCGUAGAAGAUUGAUGUUCAAACGGUGCGCUGACAUUGUUCGAUCAGAUGCGAAACUGAAACCUCCUACGUUCGGUUUAACUGCUACUGAGUUGCGGUGCAAUGUUCCCACUUGUCGUUUCAAGAAAAUUAGAUAUGAUGCUAUUGGCGGUUUAUCGGUAUCCAUUCCUAGAGAUAGUGCGGGAUCGUCCACUACCUUGGAAUAUUUGUUACGCAGAUAUUUCCUCGCUGAAGUUAUACGAGGAGCUACCUGUGAUCGUUGUAAAGAAAGAAAUGGUAAAAUAGAUAGUGGAUUGUACAAAAAACAAGGAUUUAGCAAAGUUAGUUGA